CUUCACAGAACUACAAGAUUACACCGUAUAAACGCCUCAUCCAGCACGGUGGCGUGUGCUAUUUGACCAGAUUAAGGUGUACGGCAUGCGUGAUUCAUACGUCUUUGAAAAUGGAACGGCAGACCUGAAAUAAAUCACGAAUGAGUAACACUUCGAAUUUGGCGAAGCACGUAUUUGCCGUCAGGGUGUGCGGUACCUGGUAGCUCUAGUGACAGUAUAAACAUGGCGACUCUCCUAUUGAGAGUGCAGAUUUACCAAGGUGUCAGAGCAGUUUUGCAACAGAAAUGGAUAUGGACCACGAGCCCCAGGAGGUGUUCAUCUCUCGGGAGGGUCAGGGUGGAGAAGAUCCUCAUCGCCAACAGGGGGGAGAUCGCCUGCCGCGUGAUGCGCACAGCUAAGAGGAUGGGGCUGCAGUCUGUGGCCGUGUACAGCGACGCCGACCGACACGCGAUGCACGUGGCCAUGGCAGAUGAAGCUUAUCACAUUGGUCCGGCUGCAUCCCAGCAGAGUUAUUUAUCCAUGGAAAAGGUCAUCGAUGUUGCCAGGAAGUGUGGCGCCCAGGCUAUCCACCCAGGCUAUGGUUUCCUGUCGGAAAACACGGAGUUUGCAGAACUGUGCAAACAAGAAGGCAUCAUUUUCAUUGGGCCUCCAUCUUCAGCCAUACGGGACAUGGGGAUUAAAAGCACUUCAAAACACAUUAUGUCGGCGGCAGGGGUGCCCAUCAUUGAAGGGUACCAUGGCGAGGACCAAUCAGAUGAGAGGCUGCUGUCUGAGGCGGCCAGGAUUGGCUACCCUGUGAUGAUCAAGGCGGUGCGGGGGGGAGGCGGGAAGGGGAUGCGUAUCGCUCGAACAGAAGCUGACUUUCGCGACCAGCUAGAAUCUGCGCGGCGGGAAGCCCGGAAAUCUUUUAACGACGAUGUCAUGCUAGUCGAGAAAUUCGUGGAAAACCCCAGGCACGUGGAAGUUCAGGUGUUCGGGGACCAGCAAGGAGACGCUGUCUACCUGUUCGAGAGGGACUGCAGCGUGCAGAGGAGGCACCAGAAGAUCAUCGAAGAGGCGCCUGGGCCGGGAAUCAGCCCGGAGGUCAGGAGGAAGCUGGGCGAGGCAGCAGUGCGAGCUGCCAAAGCGGUCAGUUACGUGGGCGCAGGGACGGUGGAGUUCAUCAUGGACUCUCAGCACAACUUCUACUUCAUGGAGAUGAACACACGGCUGCAGGUGGAGCACCCGGUGACGGAGAUGAUCACGGGGACUGACCUGGUGGAGUGGCAGCUCAGGGUGGCAGCUGGGGAGGCGCUGCCCUUGAAGCAGGAGGAAAUCGCUCUGAGGGGCCACUCGUUCGAAGCCCGGAUUUAUGCCGAGGACCCGGACAACGACUUCCUCCCGGGGGCCGGGCCUCUGCUGCACCUGUCCACUCCCCGCGCCGACGCGCUCACGCGGAUCGAGACGGGCGUGAGGCAAGGUGAUGAGGUCUCUGUGCACUACGAUCCCAUGAUUGCGAAGUUAGUUGUGUGGGGAGAGGACCGCUCUGCUGCCCUGAAGAAGCUGCGAUACUGUCUGCGUCAGUACAAUGUCAAAAACAUUACAUUUAAACAUGCACUUUUGUUGGGUAACACUUUUGUUGGGUUACAUUUAUUUAAAAUUUCUUAUAUUACGUUAAUAAUUCAGAAGUGCCUGAUUCCUGGGUUUGUGAUUCCUGUUGCAGACCCGCACUCCCCGUUUGCCUCCAGCAGUGGAAAUCGAGUGAACAUUCUGCACACCAGGAACCUGACGCUGCUGCAGGGAGAAAGCAAGGUGGAGAUAGCUGUUACUUACAAUCCCGACCGAACUUACAGCAUGGAGAUCGGCGGACAGGUGUUCCAGGUGUCCGGCGAUGUGAUCAGGGAAGAAGAUGCUUCUUACCUCAGAUGCUCUGUCAAUGGGGUCGUGUCCAGGCCCAAGCUGGUCUUCCUGGGUGACACUGUGCACCUCUUCUCCAUGGAGGGCAGCGCGCAGGUGUCCGCACCCGUGGCGAAGUUCCUGGCGGGGGUUGGCGGGUCGGUAGUACAGGCCGGAGCUGUGGCCCCCAUGACGGGGACGAUCGAAAAGGUUCUUGUUAAAGUGGGGGACAGAGUACGCGUUGGAGAUCCCUUGGUAGUCAUGCUUGCCAUGAAAAUGGAGCACACCAUCAGAGCGCCUAAAGAAGGAGUGAUCAAACGAGUUUUCUUCAAGGAAGGCGCCACAGCCAACAGGCAGGCCGCGCUGGUGGAACUGGAGGAAGACAAGGAGCAGGAAGCAGGCAGUGAAGAAUAGGCUAUGAAAUGCCCUGCGUGUGUGUGUGUGUGUGGGCGAAUGAGUGCAUACAGGUGCACGAGUGUGUGUGUGUGCAGGGAAAACAGGACAAAGUCAAAGCCUGUGGUGGCAAAUACUUGGUGAGACAGUAACUGUAGUAAUACAUGUUGAAAAUGUCAGCUAGCUCUGUACGUCACCUGUCAGGGAAGAAACAAUGAACAUAGAAAAAGUUUUUUGUACCAGUUUCCUUUAAACACCUUGAACAACAUUAAAAAGAACAACUCCU
This is a messenger RNA of Lepisosteus oculatus (spotted gar), 2554 nucleotides long. NCBI's taxonomy places the organism in Eukaryota, Metazoa, Chordata, Actinopteri, Semionotiformes, Lepisosteidae. The record is from RefSeq and is a predicted model, not a curated record.